AUGGACCGCUGGUUCAACGGGAAGCCUGACAAGUCGCGUGGAGGCAUCAGGGAAGUCAAGUAUGAAACAAACAUUGAAGCUACCCUGGCGUCGGCAUCUGAUAUUGCAUGGCAAGCCACCAGCACGAAUGGCUUCCGUGUCGAUCGAGUUGAUGAAAUCAUCGGCCUUAAGUUUGCGCUGCUGAUCCGUGAGAGGCCUGAGACUGGUCGUAGAAAAGGGGGAGCAACUAAAUAG
Messenger RNA from Clonostachys rhizophaga, 234 nucleotides. NCBI's taxonomy places the organism in Eukaryota, Fungi, Ascomycota, Sordariomycetes, Hypocreales, Bionectriaceae. The record is from the annotation of a GenBank genome assembly.